Molecule: messenger RNA, 2104 nt
Organism: Caenorhabditis sp. 36 PRJEB53466
Lineage: Eukaryota; Metazoa; Nematoda; Chromadorea; Rhabditida; Rhabditidae
Source: the annotation of a GenBank genome assembly
AUGAAGAGGUUGCUCUUACUGGCAGUCGUGCUGGGUUUCGCGGCAGCUCAGGACGAACCAAAGUGAGCAUUUUGUGUACUCGAACCAACAGUUCAUGCUCAUCUUUCAGAACCGUCGUCGAACGAGCCAUCUCCGAACCUGGCCUAGACGGCGACAAGUUCAAGAUAUGUAAGUUGUUUCCUCUUUCUCGUUCUCUUUCCGAAACUUGUCGCUUCUUUUUGAUUCCAUUCCGUUAGUAUGUUUGAAGCGCACGCUCGAUUAGUUCUCCCCAUUAUGCAAAUGUUCGUGGUCAUUCAAAAGUCCGUUCCUCCGCCGCUUUUUCACUUUCUUUCCCACACCGGCGACUUGGGCUGCCGUCGUCUUUUGAAUGCCUUCGGGGUGCCUUUUGUUUGAGUUGCAAUGGAUGAGUGACCACACAGUUGGACGGGAAAAGAAGAAGCAGAAUGUUGUAGUAGUACACGUUGAUACUCUUUAGAUGUCGGAACGAUCGACGGAGUGCGCCGAGAAUUGUUCAAUGAGGUGGACGGCGGACAGAUUGAAGUGGCUCGUAAGUAACCGAACGAAUCAGUCCCGGAUCAACUCGAUCGUUUCUUUUGCAGCUGAUAACUCUCCAAACCCACAAGAUCCAUUUGGAGCUUACGAUGACAACAAUGUAGUCUCUGCGGACAACGAGAAACUUCUGUUUGUUCCGAAACCGUACAGACCAGGAGGCGACAAGAAGGAGACCAAGAAAACGACGAAGACUCCAACUACCACUACCACCAGGUAUACUGACCAAGCUAUCAACUGUUCUUAUCAUUUUCGUUAAGACCACCACCGAUCACCACUAUCAGAACGAUUCCAUUCGUCCAGACAACUCCACAAACUCUUGCCGCUCUCCCCCCAGCCCCAAUGUCAGUUUCAAGCUCUUGCCAACUGUUUUCUCACUCUUGUUUUUUUCAGUACUCGUGCCCCAAUCGUGCCAUUCGUGCCACAAACCGUCGCCACACUUGCUCCGUCGUUCAUUCGUCCGCCUGCUCCAACUGCUCCGCCACGUGUUCUCCAACCACAGCAACCAGAGCCAAUCCGUCCAAUUCAACCAUUCCAGCCACAACAGCCACAACCUUUCCAGCCACAGCCACAACCUUUCCAGCCACAGCCACAACCAGCUUUCACCCAGGCUCCGUUCACUCAGGCUCCGUUCACGCAGCCACCUUUCAGACCACAGCCGACGUUUGCCACGUUUGUUACUCAAUUCAACUUCUGCUUUUCAAUCCGGGUCUUUUCAGUCGUCCGCCUCCACCACCACCGGCUCCGGCAACCUCUCCAGCUCCCCGAUUCCCGCCACAGGGUCAGAGUCUCCGUUCUGGACAGUGCCCGGCCUCCAUCUUCUACAUUUCCACCCCAAUCAGUGGACCAUCCCGUCUCACUUUCACUCACUUUGCCGUUGCUGUUACUGUUGACCAGUGCGCCAGAACUUGCCACGAAUUCAAUUGCGCUGUGAGUCUAACUUGUUCAACGGGCUCUUCAUUUCCAUUUUCAAGAUUGCCCACUACAAUCCACUCAAUGGACACUGUGAAUUCAACCCGUCGACUGCUUUCGCGAUCAGAAACGGACAGUGCCCGGCUUGGCCGUCUCUUCAUUACAGAAACAACGUGGUCGCCAAUGAGCCAGUGAGAAUCUUCUGUGUCACUUGCCAGAGACCCAGAAGACGUCCGGUCGGAAGAAGACCGUUCCGUGGACAGGCGCGCAGGGGACAGAGACUCGGAAGAAAGACGUGAGUUGGAGGAAUGCGGCAGAUCCCUUUCCUGCUCAUUUUGACACUUGCUCUCAGCUCAACUACUGACUAAUGAACACUUUUCCAGACCGGCCCAACAAACGAGUCCAGUCACCGAGAAUCAAGCGGUGAGUUUGCAGUUUGUUUUCUUCUGAUUAGGCUAAUACCUUGCAUCGCGCAUUCAUUGAAAUCAAUCAGAGAUCACAGAUGUGCACAGAUCAGAAUGUUGAAUUUCAGACGGAAACAAAGCAGCGUCAGCUCCGUGCCACAUCAUCCGAACACGCCGAAACUUCGGAACGCAGUUCUCAGUUGAACCUGCUCAAGCAGCUCGAAGACUUGCAGUUGUGA